Molecule: messenger RNA, 556 nt
Organism: Staurois parvus
Lineage: Eukaryota; Metazoa; Chordata; Amphibia; Anura; Ranidae
Source: the annotation of a GenBank genome assembly
AUGCACCCUCACCCCAAAAAAAGAACAUUUCUCUAGCAAUACACACCAAACUGAGCAUGUGCAGAGUGUCUCCUAGGGAUCUGUACUAUCAGCAGAUGGAUUGGGGACAUUAGAAGACGGGGAGGAUCAGAGAAGGAUCAGGAUCAAACAGCCUUUUUACACAAUGCAGAGGAUUAACCCCAUAGGCUCCACAGUGAGUAUAACAAGCAUGUGCUACUGCCAGGGGCGGACUGACAACUCAUGGGGCCCCCGGACAAUAGGGGAUCAUGGGGCCCCUGUGUUCUUGCCCAAACUCAAAAAAGCCUAUGAAAAAGGUACCAGGGGCAUCUCAUGGGGCCCCCUACUGACCCUGGGCCCUUGGGCAGUGCCCGAGUUUCCAAAUGGUCAGUCCACCCCUGGCGUGCACACAGCACCAGGCUGCUCAAGCUGCAUAAACACAUGGCCCAUUCAUGGAUUAAGACUCCUAGCAUCUAUAUGAAUUAGGCCUAACUCUUUAUCCAUAAAAAAUGGGAAACAGACGAGAAAAACUGAUAUCUCCUGUUAGUUUAAGUUCACA